GGAACAUAUACAGACGUCCCUCGUCUCUUCACCUCCGGCGGCCGCCUUACACCCGGCCACCAGCUUGUUCGUCGCCGGCGAGCUAGCUUCCUCCUCUCCGGGCUCCGGCGUCUCCGCCGGCCGGCUGGCCUGUUCGUCGUAGUAUAUAUAUCGUCGUCGUCUCCGUCGACGACAAAACUGUGUAGUGCCACUGAUCGCGACCCGGCCGGCAUUAUUGAGGCUGAGGCAACGAUCGACCUGACACAAGAAGAAAGAAGAUGGUGAACACGACGGCGGGCGUGAAGUGCGGCGGCGGCGGGGCGGCGCUGCCGCUGUCGACGCUGAACCACGUCUCCCUGGUGUGCCGGUCGCUGUCCACCUCGCUCACCUUCUACCGCGACUUCCUCGGCUUCGUCUCCGUCCGCCGCCCGGGCUCCUUCGACUUCGACGGCGCAUGGCUGUUCAACUACGGCAUCGGCAUCCACCUGCUGCAGGCAGAGGACCCGGAGAGCAUGCCACCCAAUAAGGAGAUCAACCCCAAGGAUAACCACAUCUCAUUCACGUGCGAGAGCAUGGAGGCGGUGCAGCGGCGGCUGAAGGAGAUGGGCGUCCGGUACGUGCAGCGGCGGGUGGAGGAAGGCGGCGUGUACGUGGACCAGAUCUUCUUCCACGACCCCGACGGCUUCAUGAUCGAGAUCUGCACCUGCGACAAGCUCCCCGUCGUCCCCCUCGACGCCGCCGCCGCCCACUCCAUCUUCGCCGGCCGCUCGCCGCCGCCGCCCGUCGCCUGCAAGAUCAGGCCCGUCAAGCAGCCGUCGGCGACGAAGCUGGGCAGCGUCGCCGCCGGCGGCUGUGUUGGGGAGGUCAUCGUCGUCGACGCGAUCAACGGCGCCGCCGCCGCCGGCGGCGGCGGCGCGAUGAGCUGAGGAGACUUGUGGCAUUGCUGAUCCAACGAGGAAUCAUUGAUUUGAUGAAUUGUUGUUCAACUUUAAUUUUGGUCGUGAUGAUGAUUAAGGUGUAUGUAAUUCGAUCCGGUGAUUAAUUUGUCUCUCGCUGCCCAAUAAUAUUUGCGUAAAUUAAUUAA
Molecule: messenger RNA, 1063 nt
Organism: Oryza sativa Japonica Group (Japanese rice)
Lineage: Eukaryota; Viridiplantae; Streptophyta; Magnoliopsida; Poales; Poaceae
Product: glyoxylase I 4
Source: RefSeq, a predicted model, not a curated record